CUUCCAGCGGAUUUUGGUAAUUCUUGAUUUCAAAGCUAAUCCUCCCUUAGUUCACUUGAAUUCCAGGGCUUGUAUUCUGUUGUGUGACUUAAUGGAAGUCUUGCGGGAGAUUCCCCAGCUACCCCCUCACGCUUCGGGCACUCCGGUGCUAUCGGUGCUGGACAUGCACACGGGCGGGGAGCCCCUGCGGAUUGUGCUCGCGGGAUGGCCCGAGAUGGACGGCUCUACCCUGCUGGCCAAACGCCGCUAUGUGCUGGAGCACCUGGACCCGCUGCGGCGGCGCCUGAUGCUCGAGCCGCGAGGGCACCGGGACAUGUACGGGGCGCUGCUCGUGCGCAGUGAGCUGCCGGAUGCGCACCUGGGCGUCCUGUUCCUGCACAACGAGGGCUGCAGCUCCAUGUGUGGUCACGGCGUGUUGGCCUUGGGACGCUUCGUGCUCGAUUACGGACUGGUGCCCCCGCCCCCGCCCGGUGCCCGCGAGGCCACAGUCCGCCUGCAUUGCCCUUGCGGUAUGGUCACUGCCUUCGUGGAGUGCGAGGGUGGCCACAGCCGGGGACCGGUACGCUUCCACAGCGUCCCGGCCUUUGCUCUGGCUACAGAUCUGAUAGUGGAUGUUCCUGGAAAAGGAAAGGUUGUGGUUGACAUUGGAUAUGGCGGUGCAUUUUAUGCAUUUGUUAAUGCUAAAAGACUUGGACUAGAUGUCUGUUCUUCAAAGACAAAGGAUCUUGUAGAUGCAGCAACUGCGGUUACAGAAGCAGUGAAAACACAGGUUAAGCUUCAUCAUCCAGACAAUGAAGAACUUGCAUUUCUAUAUGGAACUAUAUUAACAGAUGGAAAUGAUGCUUUUAGUGAAGAACCAACAGCCAAUAUCUGUGUGUUUGCACGUGCACAGGUUGACCGAAGCCCCACAGGUUCUGGAGUGACAGCUCGCAUUGCCUUACAGUAUCACAAAGGACUUAUUCAACUGAAUCAGACUAGAACCUUUAAAAGUGGUGCAACGGGCUCAUUGUUCACUGGGAAGCCAGUGAAGGAAACCAAAUGUGGUGAAUUCAAAGCAGUUGUAGUUGAAGUAUCAGGACAAGCCUACUACACAGGUACAGCAAACUUUAUAAUUGAAGAAGAGGACCCACUGAAAAAUGGAUUUCUUCUCCAGUGUCUUUAGUCAUAACCUCUUACUGCUCCCUUUUAAAGCAACUGUAAUCUAAGAACUAAUUGUCUUCAUGUUCUAUAAAAAAGUAUAUCAUCUUAUACAUGUACUUUGCCAUCCUGUCUAAUUAAUGUCAUAAUCCUUGAUUAUAUACAAUCAUGCUUAUAAAUAGGUAAUAUAUAGCUCUUUGUGAUUUGCAAAUCAUUUUACAUUUUUAUCUCAUGACAUUAUCUGUAUGAGCCAAAUUAGCUAGAAAUCUCUUUAAUAUAUUAGUUUAACAAAGGACUGGAAAUAAUAAUAUAAUGUUUCUUUUACAGUGGCACUUAGGAUAAAAGAUAAUAAAAAUGAACCAUUUCAAAUAGAUUUAUAAA
Gracilinanus agilis (Agile Gracile Mouse Opossum) is the source of this 1518-nucleotide messenger RNA. It is a transcript of the gene L3HYPDH, whose product is annotated as trans-L-3-hydroxyproline dehydratase. The record is from RefSeq and is a predicted model, not a curated record. Lineage: Eukaryota; Metazoa; Chordata; Mammalia; Didelphimorphia; Didelphidae. Gene Ontology annotation, molecular function: hydro-lyase activity. The transcript is spliced from 5 exons. The coding region runs from base 92 to 1162 and encodes 356 amino acids.